UACGGAGGCACAUCGGAGGACCUCCCUGUCAGAGCCUGGUGUCUAGUCUGUUUCGGGGUUAGUGGCGUACGUAAUCCAGACUCUCGUCCAGACUCCAAGGCAAGUCCACGACACCCUCCCCCUUCACCUGGCUGCUUAGCCUUGCACGACUCCGGCACCGGUCACCGGUGUCCUGGCCCCUGGGAUCAUGGAAAGACGGCUGAAGUCGAUGAGGACCCUACAAUACGGGUACGCCUGUCAGAUACCAGAGGACCACCGUCGAGCCAAUGGACCUUGAUCCAUUGGCGCAUAAGGCUCAGGAGAUUAAGCAAGUGCCGUCUGCCGAGCUCCAUUGGCUCCAGGCGCCGAUCUCACAGUCAAUCUCAUCGAUGGAAGCAGUAUUCCGUGCCUGGAUACCACGGCUCACACACAUGCAAGCCAUGGUCUGACGCCUGUAAUUGUUCAGUGAAGGAGGAGGAGGAAGAACGCGCAAAGAGAAUUACCAUCAAAGUGCUUCCUUGCGGUUGGAAUGCAAGGAAGACAGGAGACGGGCGGGCAAUUCCCUCUGACUCUGACAAGCACUCACCAAACUCAACCACCACUCCUCACACCUUACCAACCCUUGGUGCCUCUUCAAAUUCCCGGCGCUCAGUUCUGGCCCAUCUCUUACUAUCCACGAGGCGCCGAUCUUGUCCAUCUUCAUCCCACUUGCAUCAAGCCUCCCUGCUCCUCAUUCAACCAAAUGCCGACCUGUUUGUGCGAGCUGCGGAUACUCCAUGCUGCCACACUACGGCCAACGUAGCCGACGCAAAUUUGCUCUCCAUCCCGGCAUCACCCAGCAGCAAGCAUCCAGCAUCCAGCUUCCAGCCUCGAUAUUGCGAGUCCCUCCCUUCCUCUGCCCUCACGGAUACGCAGUUAUGCUCCAGUAAUCGUACCAACGCUCGAGUCACUCCUGUCCAUCAGGGAAGUCGAAUCAUGACAAUAGACUGA
Messenger RNA from Colletotrichum tamarilloi, 969 nucleotides. RefSeq lists its product as uncharacterized. The annotation marks the transcript as partial. The transcript has 4 exons. The record is from RefSeq and is a predicted model, not a curated record. NCBI's taxonomy places the organism in Eukaryota, Fungi, Ascomycota, Sordariomycetes, Glomerellales, Glomerellaceae.